Molecule: messenger RNA, 1704 nt
Organism: Otolemur garnettii (small-eared galago)
Lineage: Eukaryota; Metazoa; Chordata; Mammalia; Primates; Galagidae
Gene: CHMP6
Product: charged multivesicular body protein 6
Exons: 8
Coding region: 122-727 (201 amino acids)
Biological process (GO): vesicle budding from membrane; late endosome to vacuole transport via multivesicular body sorting pathway
Cellular component (GO): multivesicular body; ESCRT III complex
Source: RefSeq, a predicted model, not a curated record
GUAAAGUUUCGCGUUCUGCGACGUCGGGCUCUUUGCGGCCGCCGUAAGGCGGCGGCCUGAGCCUACGGUGGCUGCAGGGACCGGGGUGCGGCGCAGCCGCUGGGGCCGGGGUGGGGCCGCCAUGGGCAACUUGUUCGGCCGCAAGAAGCAGAGCCGGGUCACGGAGCAGGACAAGGCCAUCCUGCAACUGAAGCAGCAACGUGACAAACUGAGGCAGUACCAGAAGAGGGUCACCCAGCAGCUGGAGCGGGAGCGGGCCCUGGCCCGGCAGCUGCUGCGGGACGGCAGAAAGGAACGGGCCAAGCUGCUGCUCAAGAAGAAGCGAUACCGGGAGCAGCUGCUGGACAAGACGGAGACCCAGAUCAGCAGCCUGGAGGCCAUGGUGCAGAGCAUCGAGUUCACACAGAUCGAGAUGAAGGUGGUGGAAGGGCUGCGGCUGGGAAACGAGUGUCUCAACAAGAUGCACCAGGUGAUGUCCAUAGAAGAAGUGGAGCGGAUCCUGGACGAGACCCAGGAGGCUGUGGAGUACCAGCGGCAAAUUGAUGAGCUGCUGGCAGGAAGCUUCACUCAGGAGGAUGAAGAGGCCAUCCUGGAGGAGCUGAGCGCACUCACUCAGGAACAAAUAGAGCUGCCGGAGGUUCCUUCAGAGCCCCUUCCCGAGAAGAACCCAGAAAAAGUCCCUGUCAAGGCAGGACCCAGGCAGGCGGACCUGGUGGCAGCUUCGUAACAUAGCCUCCUCUGGUGGGGCUCACGGGGAUUCCCCAAGGAUCAUGGCCCUCUGGCGUCUGGGUGCAUGGCCAGCCUAACCGGGCCCCCAAUGUCAGCAUGGAUGGUGCUGAGGACCGGAACGCAGUACAGGGUUGGCGCCUUGGGGUGACUCUUGUGCACCCUUGCAGCUUAAAGUCUGAAUGCGUGUGGGCACUGCUGUCUUGCUCUCCUUUCUGGAUUAAACGACAACAACCAAACCCCGGCCAGGCCAGCUUCUGGCAGCUGUGGCCCCUGUGGCGGCCAGGCCAGGCUCCCGGUGCUGCUCAUGCUGCUGUUCCCCAGCCCCAUGCGGCUUGCCUCCUCCGUGGGGAAGGCGCCGUCAGACCUUAGGGUCCUGCGCUUCCUUUUACUUCUGCUGCUCCCAUUAGCUGGUAGGGGCUUCACUUAAGGGUCCCUACCUUGGCCUGGCCUCCUGACAUGCCUCAGUUGCCAUGUAGGCUAGGGGUGGAAGCCCCAGCAAGCUGCAGUGUUGGUGCCUCUGCCUCGGUGCCGCAGACUCCAGCCUCUCAUUUUGGGGUGGUGGGCCAGGGGCCGUCCUUGUGGAAUUGAUGACCUAGGGAACCCUGACUUCACCCCUUGAUACUCAGGGGUCUGUACACAGUGGCUCAUCCCUGCUGAGAAAUGGACAUCUUGCCAGGUGAUGAGACCUUGCUCCAGCAGGUGUGGCCCCCAAUGUGCCCUGGGGGUCCAUGUGUGUGAGGCUUGUGGACUGCAGCUCCUGAGCCACCAGCAGCCAAGGUGGGAGACCUGGAGAGGACUUCUAAGCACAGGGUCGGCUCUAUGAAUUGACAGUCGUGUGGGAUGUCCCAUGUCUAUGAAGCCGGCAGGAGCAGAAGCCCUGGGUGCUACCAUGGACAGAGGGGAGCUGCUUCUUAACCCUCGAGCAGGACCACCCUGAAUUAAAGUUGGCCUGUUCAUGGCCUCCUGCCUCGUGGA